CUCCCGAGAGCCAGCCGGCCUCUGCCCCCAUGGGUCUGUUCCAAGGUGUCAUGCAGAAAUACAACCGAAACAAGACCUCCCAGCUGGCCCUUUUUCAAACUCUGCGGCCCCCACCCCCUUGGUGCUGCCAGUGAGGUUUGACUGUGUGGAGAAGGGAGACCCAGGUCCUGGUCUCAGCGCUGCUGCCGCUUCCUGUGUGACUGCCCGUGAGUCGCCGCGCCUCUCUGAGUCGCCCUUCUCUGUGAGAGAGGCUGGAGAGGACAGAGUGGCCUCCAGGAUCCGGUGCAGCUCCUUAGUCUCUGAUGGCUUGACACCGCAGCAGCCACCCCCACCUUCAGGGCGGGGACUUUGGCUGAGCUCAUAGAGAAGCCGUCAGCUGGUGCUCCUGAGAGCUCCAGGGUCUUUGCACCACAGCUUGGAGGCGACCCAAGCUGGGCAGCGGGUCCUGAGAGUGUUCUCGUGACACUGCACACCCCCAAGGCCACGAGAACAGCCAGCCCACUUCCCUUUCGCUCCGGCUGGGGUCCCCCAGCAGACCUUCCAGGGAGACGGAACACAUACCCCACGGGGGCUUUUCCUGAUGCCAACAGGGGCUGCUCUGGCCGCUCAUAAGAGGAAUUCAUCAAGGCCCAUGGACCCUGUGCUAAAGGUCAUCAAGGAAGACGAUGAAGAGGCCUUGAAGGCUAUGAUCAAGGCGGGGAAGAACCUCACAGAGCCCAACAAGGACGGCUGGCUGCCGCUGCACGAGGCGGCCUACUACGGCCAGCUGAGCUGCCUGAAGGCCCUGCAGCGAGCAUAUCCAGCAACCAUCGACCAGCGCACCCUGCAGGAGGAAACGGCCCUUUACCUGGCUACAUGCAGGGGACACCUGGACUGUCUCCAAUCCCUGCUCCAGGCUGGGGCUGAGCCCGACAUCUCCAACAAGUCACGAGAGACACCACUCUACAAAGCUUGCGAGCGCAAGAACGUGGAUGCAGUGAGGAUCCUCGUGCAGUACCAUGCAGACACCAACCAUCGCUGCAACCGAGGCUGGACGGCUCUGCACGAGUCUGUUUCUCGCAAUGACCUGGAGGUCAUGGAGAUCCUGGUGAGCGGAGGCGCCAAGGUGGAAUCCAAGAAUGCCUACGGCAUCACCCCCUUGUUUGUGGCUGCCCAGAGUGGGCAGCUGGAGGCGCUGAGAUUCCUGGCCAAGCACGGCGCUGAUAUCAACACGCAGGCCAGCGACAGCGCCUCGGCCCUCUACGAGGCCUGCAAGAACGAGCACGAGCUGGUGGUGGAGUUUCUGCUGUCGCAGGGCGCCGACGCCAACAAAGCCAACAAGGACGGCAUGCUCCCGCUGCACGUGGCCUCCAAGAAGGGUAACUACAGGAUCGUGCAGAUGCUGCUGCCGGUGACCAGCCGCACGCGCGUGCGCCGGAGCGGCAUCAGCCCGCUGCACCUAGCGGCCGAGCGCAACAACGACGCGGUGCUCGAGACGCUGCUGGGCGCGCGCUUCGACGUGAACGCGCCGCUGGCGCCCGAGCGCGCGCGCCUCUACGAGGACCGCCGCAGCUCCGCGCUCUACUUCGCGGUGGUCAACAACAACGUGUAUGCCACCGAGCUGCUGCUGCUGGCCGGCGCCGACCCUAACCGCGACGUCAUCAACCCCCUGCUCGUGGCCAUCCGCCACGGCUGCCUGCGCACCAUGCAGCUGCUGCUAGACCACGGCGCCAACAUCGACGCCUACAUCGCCACACACCCGACCGCCUUCCCCGCCACGAUCAUGUUCGCCAUGAAGUACCUGUCGCUGCUCAAGUUCCUCAUGGACCUCGGCUGCAACGGCGAGUCCUGCUUCUCGUGCCAGUACGGCAACGGCCCACACCCGCCCGCCCCGCCACCCUCUAACAGGUUCAACGACGUGCCCGCUGGCGACAAGGCGCCCAGCGUGGUCCAGUUCUGUGAGAUCCUGUCUGCCCCCGAGGUGAGCCGCUGGGCAGGGCCCAUCAUCGACAUCCUUCUGGACUAUGUGGGCAACGUGCAGCUCUGCUCACGCCUGAAAGAGCACAUCGACAGCUUUGAGGACUGGGCCGUCAUCAGGGAGAAGGCAGAACCUCCGAGACCUCUGGUUCACCUUUGCCGGCUGCAAGUUCGAAAGGCCAUUGGGAAGUAUCGUAUAAAACUCCUGGACACAUUGCCACUCCCAGGCAGACUGAUUAGAUACCUGAAGUAUGAGAGUACUCAGUAACCAGGGCACGUGGACAAGAGGUGCACCUCAGACUGUCUCACUAAAUCUCAGGACGGCGGUGUCCCCACAUCCAUGGGAACCUGGUGACAGAUGAGGCUGUGGCUUGAUCCCCCUGAGCUGGGGCAGCCACCGUGACUCACCAGGUCUCUGGGCCAGAGCUGUGCCCAGAGCAGAGAAUGGAAUGUGUCAAGUAGGAGAAAAAUCAUGUUUGUUUUUAAAUGGAUGAGUAGAUCCAAGACCUUCUCUGCCACCCAGAAUGGCAGGAACCUCCAUUCCUGGAGCAGGAGAGUCUGGCAGGGCGGAACUUGGGGUGGGCCGAGGCUGGAGCUCUUUCAGGGGUGAGCCUGCCUUUCCUGGACAGCCUCCCUGCAAAGCGGGCCCUUGCCCCUUCCUCUUUGCUCUCUGAAACUCUCCACUUGACUUCUGAGCUUUCUCCCUGAAGAUGUUGCCUGGUGGCGGGUGGGGAGACCCUCGAUCCUAGAGGGCUUUCUUUAAUACAAUAAAUGUUGCACAGAU
Molecule: messenger RNA, 2740 nt
Organism: Hipposideros armiger (great roundleaf bat)
Lineage: Eukaryota; Metazoa; Chordata; Mammalia; Chiroptera; Hipposideridae
Gene: ASB2
Product: ankyrin repeat and SOCS box containing 2
Exons: 9
Coding region: 581-2224 (547 amino acids)
Biological process (GO): intracellular signal transduction
Molecular function (GO): protein binding
Source: RefSeq, a predicted model, not a curated record